UGUGGAGACGCGCGUCGCCGGCGGAGGAAGAUGGAGUGUGUCAUCCGAGAAGCCACCGUCGAGGAUUGCGAGCACAUCAUGAGCCUGAUACAUGAAAUUGCUGACUUUCACCACUUACUGGAAGACGUGACGAUCAAUUCUCAAGUUCUAAAAGCGGACGGUUUUGGCAAGGACCCCUUCUUCAAAUGCCUCCUGGCUGAACAGCCUGUGGAAAAGGGGUGCAAGCCAGCUCGCCCUAUUGGCCAUGCCCUGUACUUCUUUGGGUACAACGUCAACCAUGGGAGAAUGGUGUACCUGGAAAACUUGUACGUGGUGGCAGAAUUCAGAGGCCAAGGAGUUGGGAAGCAGUUAUUGAGCAAAGUAGCAGAGAUCGCCCUGGAAGCCGGCUGCGUGGAGAUGAAGUUUGUCACCAUGGAAUGGAACCAGGCGGCCAAGCAGAUUUACGUCCACCUGGGGGCUCACGACACCACCGAAUCCGAGGAUCUGCACUGCAUGGUUCUGGAUCGGGAUGCCUUGCAGAGGUUGCAGCAAAGUGGGAAGAAGAAGAAGAUCGCUCACUGA
Lacerta agilis (Sand lizard) is the source of this 561-nucleotide messenger RNA. RefSeq names its product diamine acetyltransferase 2-like. Lineage: Eukaryota; Metazoa; Chordata; Lepidosauria; Squamata; Lacertidae. Bases 31 to 561 code for a protein of 176 amino acids. The record is from RefSeq and is a predicted model, not a curated record. The transcript is spliced from 6 exons. Gene Ontology annotation, molecular function: N-acetyltransferase activity.